AUGAGUGAGCUUUUAUCGUACAUCCUUGACCACGAGGAUGCCUUCCGCAGGGCUCGCCUGCCAUCGUUAUAUUCCGACUUUUCUCGUCAGAAACAGACAAAUCCUGAUGGAUAUAAUAGCAAUGUAACGGCGUGGCAGCGGGCUUUGGCAAAUGCUGCUUUAGCUGGUCGCGUCUCCUCUUUAUCAUCCAGCUCUGCCUCAAAGUUGGACUCUAGGCAAGAGAGCCUGCCACACAGAAACAACCUGCUUGUCCUACGAACGAGCAAUGCUCUCAUGGCAGACCUAGAAACACGGGAGUGGGGGAGGCCGCUAUCCCUGCAGUGUGCGAUCGAUGAAGCAUUACACAGUGGUCAUAUGAUGUUACUCGAUACAUUUCUAAACAGCCAGACAAGUCCUUUCAGGAGCGGCUGGCUACGGUUACCCACCCCUCCCAGUCUAUCACAGGUUGUUACAUGGGGUAUGAAACAGGCUCGAGGCCUAGUAAUGGGUUCGGAUAUCGAUAAUCUUGCUGGUACAGGCAUGCUGCAGACAAGUGAGCUAGUACUCAUAGAUAACGUCAAGCAAGCAGCAGGUAGACUUAUAAAAGGAGUUGCUGGUCAUCAUAACUCGAGUGUCGAUCGCAUAUAUUCUAAAGAGAUGUUCAUGUUGCAAUUCGCGCAUAUCUUCGGGGAAGAUACGUUGCUAUCUACGACAGACUUUAAUGUUUUACUUACAUACCUUUCGAGAGAUAAGAAUAUUAUACUCUACGAUGGAAAGACAGUGAAGUUUAGGGAUGCUAGUGAUACCACCGACCGUAUCACUGUGGAAGAUGGAUCAAUUGCCUCCCUCAAGGCAACAAUUGCCCGGCUAACAUUGCAGGUAACAACCCUGGGCGAGAAAAUAAAAGAGCUCACUGCCAAUGCACAGAAUGCUCUUGCAAACAAAAAUAGAAUCCUAGCCCUAUCCUCACUCCGGCUUAGGAAGCUUGCUGAGCGCAAUCUUAAGCAGCGCACGGAUACCCUAUGGCAGCUUGAAGAAGUGUACUCAAAAGUGGAACAAGCUGCUAGCCAAAUAGAUAUCGUACGGGUGAUGCAAACAAGUACUGGAGUUCUCCGGCAACUCAACUCCCAGAUUGGAGGCGUGGAUAAGGUUGAGGAUGUUGUUGAAGAACUGAGGAAGGAAAUGGACAAUGUGGAUGAGCUCGGAGGCAUCAUCAACGAGGCUGGACCGGUCAUCGAUGAGACUGAAUUAGACGAUGAGCUACAAGAGCUAGAGGACCAGGAGCGCGAGGCUAGAGAGGCGGAGGAAGCGGAAGAAACUCGCCAACGACUAGAGGAGCUAGAGAAGAACCAAGGGGUAAUAAAAACUCCUGCCACUCGUGGCACAAAUGAUGAUCUGGAAGAGAACAUUGACAAAUUGUCGCAGAUGACAAUUGGCGACAAGCCAACGGAAAGGGCGAAGGAAGGCACCAAACCUCUACCAGAAACGGUAGAGUAG
This is a messenger RNA of Nannizzia gypsea CBS 118893, 1476 nucleotides long. RefSeq names its product SNF7 family protein. Gene Ontology annotation, biological process: late endosome to vacuole transport via multivesicular body sorting pathway; vesicle budding from membrane. The record is from RefSeq and is a predicted model, not a curated record. Gene Ontology annotation, cellular component: cytoplasmic side of plasma membrane; multivesicular body; ESCRT III complex. The transcript has 5 exons. NCBI's taxonomy places the organism in Eukaryota, Fungi, Ascomycota, Eurotiomycetes, Onygenales, Arthrodermataceae. The coding region runs from base 1 to 1476 and encodes 491 amino acids.